Messenger RNA from Marasmius oreades (fairy-ring Marasmius), 3226 nucleotides. RefSeq lists its product as uncharacterized. Bases 827 to 3217 code for a protein of 796 amino acids. The record is from RefSeq and is a predicted model, not a curated record. The transcript is spliced from 9 exons. NCBI's taxonomy places the organism in Eukaryota, Fungi, Basidiomycota, Agaricomycetes, Agaricales, Marasmiaceae.
GCCAGAGUCCUGAGUCAGGGUAGUGGACUUUCCAAAAAGACUGACUAAGCCGCUGAUGACACCUGAACGACCAACAGGCGAAGGAGAUCUAUGCCUUGCUCUUCUCAUCGAAUAGCCAUCUGCGUCGCUUCCACCUUCGCCGUCUUCCGAGCCCAAAAAACCAUUAUUAGUUUGAGAAACCUGGCUAUCCUGGCUCAACCUUCUGUCCAAACUACGCCGCCCAGAGUCGAUGCUUUUCCUUCGACUACGUGUCCAUCCUUCGCUACUUCUCCUCCCUGGCUCCACAUGCGACAUUCGCGACACACUGGAGGGAACGGCGGAAUGGCCUGGCCCACUGAAAAUACUUCCUUCAACCGUAUCAUCAUAGGCACUGUAUUGGGAAUCACGUCUUGAGAGUCGACGGUAGGAUAUGGCGGCUUCAAUGUCAAUCGGUGUCGCUCCUUCUGUGUAGUCAUGAAUGAUAGUUGAGCUAGGUUUUGAAGAACUAGCGACGGGAGACAUCUGUAUGGCUUCGGAAGAGGGAGCUCGAGAGUGCAUCAAAGAAUCUCCUAUGAACCCUAUCCUCCUUCUUUGGUAAUCUCUCAUCUGGUGCUGGCCGCCGUUGCCCAUGGUCAGCGUCAAGCGUGUUCUUCUGUACCAUCAUUAUUCUUAGGCCUUCAAACAUCCAGAACUCUUCUUUUGAGUACUACUUGUAAUUAUUGUGUCUUACAUAAAUUAGCAGAUUAUUUUGGGAAUUUAGCAGCGGGUACCAUAUUGCCAAACUAGGGUACUUACCGGUUCUAGUAGUUCAACCACUUAUGUAACUUUCAGCAAACUUGUCACUGACAUGCCACAUGCGUCCAGCGAUUCUGAACCAGAGAGAGUAGCCUUUGGUAGAAAACGCGCCGAUUCUUCGAGCAGCAGGGAAUCAUCUCCUGGACGUGGUCGCCGGAAACGAUCCUUCUCACCCACCUCUGACGAUGGAGAUCUUGUGGUUCCUCCGAUCGCUGACGAUGAUACACCUCCACCAGAAAAUCGACCAUUAAUCAGGCAGGCUUUGGGAUUUACGGCAUCCGGAGCACCUAGUGCUAUCCAAACAUACGAAGCCUCUUCAGUAUCAUCUUCAGCUCGAAAGACCAAGUUUCUGCCUGGUCAAUCAGUAGAGGUCCUCCCAGAGCCCAAAAAGCGGCCGAAAAAGAAGGAGCGAAAGGGCACUUAUGGUGGUCAUACUGGAAGGUUCAGACUCACCGACGUUCCUCCACUAUCUGUUGCUACUUCUACACUUGCCCCGACAACCUCUCAGUUCAGUUCUUGCCCCGCGCAACCACAACCCCCAGCGUCAUUUUCAGAUCCGGGAUCUUCUUCAGGAUUCACCCAGCACCCCCCAUCUUCCUUUGCAACCCAACAGCCAUCGCCGACGCCCACCCAUCACUCUGUCAAUUCUCCAAAUAGUUAUGGAUUCUCGCCUCCACCCGUUACUGCCAACUCGAGCUGUCCUCUGCCACUACAGUCUUAUCAUUCAUACCCUGUUUCCGCUGCUCAGUCUAUGACCCUGGUUGCUCCCUCACAUACGCCCCCAGCUACCUUUGCGACUUCGUCGUCUUCACUGAUGGCUUUCUCUCUUCCUAAGCCUACCGGCCUUCCCUAUAUCAACCCUUCCGGAAACAGCGGCUCUCAUAGCAAUAAUACGAGUAUGAAGACCACUCGGAAGGUUGGUUCAACUCGAUCGAAAUCCUCCAGCCAAACACCCGGGGUAUCCACAAUGACAUCGUCACCCCUUCCAGAGUCCAACGCUCCUACUGUAUCAUACUACCGUAGGAACUACAAUGAUAAGACGCUAACCAACAGCCGUGCUGCAUCGAGGCAGUCGUCUCAGACAGCGACAACCGGGGGGAAAGACAACUCAGCUCGUCGGGAGAGUCAAGCCCAAUCGAAACGGUCUCAAAAUCAAUCUCGUAUCCAAGAGCCGCCGCUACCUAGACCCAAGCGUAUGGUAACGCUCCUGAUAUCAGACAUGCGGAGCGGCAAAGAAGAUUCUCUACUCGUCGAAGUAAGCGUUCCCAUCAGGCCGGUGGAACACGAAAACAAAGAUGCUGGAUUUUGGGCACAGGCAGAGGAUGUUGUCCAAGAACUCCAAGCAUCAACUUCUCGCAUCGAAGGGGAUGCCAAAGUUUUCACCAUGCGGGGCAAGUAUCGUCAAAUCUUUAUGCGAUCAACGUGGGACCGCAGAAGUCAUUUAUCUUCAUGGGAGGUGUCUCCAGCAAAUUUAUCUGUCGCGUCGGACAGAACGCUUCAGCUCAUCGUGGUAGCGCCCCCGAAAAAUGAAAGUGCCCCUUCUCCGGUUCAUAUUCCUCAAGACCUGCGACCCGAUUCUCUCUCGCCUGAACCACAACUGCAACCCGAACCACAACUACGACCACAACCGCCGCCGCCGGCACGAUCUCAGAAUCAGUACUCGGAAAUAUUGUGUAGCAACGUUGAACCUGAACCAUCCCAAAGUGAAUCCAGCCGCAAGAGAUGUCGCUCCAUGAGCAGCUCUCCCUCCUCUAAAUCGCCAACUUCAAUCUAUUCUAGGGACUCAAAGCGACCCAAAUUGAGCACUGGCCCAGAUGUUUCCGAUAUUCCUCAACCUACUGUUCAUACCCAUUCCGAUGAGGAAGACAUUGAACUCAUCGACCAACUCGACCAAGACCUCGUUCAGAAUCACGAUUCUCCAGGGUCAGAUGACGACCAGGAAGAAAUCGAAUCACGGAUUACUGAACGAGUAGAUUGCCUUUUACAAAACGAUGAAGAAUGGCCGAGGUUUUUUGGCUACAAGGCAAAGCCUAAACACGUACCGGCGAUGUUGCAGCAAUACGGGUUUGUGAAGAGGAUGGCGGAUAGAUAUGAGGGGAGGAGGGUGCCAUUUAGGUCGGUGAGGGGAUUGAGAAUUAGGAUGAUUCACAUACUGAAAGCCCUCCAUCUCGAUGAGGAUCCCAAAUUUGGUGAUGACUGUGUGGAGACUAUGAAUCUCCUGGCGUUGUAUGGGCCGGCAGGUAGCCGGUUGCAGGAUCCUAGGGUGAAGGAUGAGAUGGAGAACACUCAAGAACCUGAGUAUAAUUCGAAGCCCAUCAAGAAAUUUUUGAGGUUGUUGCGCUCGAUUGACGAAGAGUGGAAGGCGAAGGGUAUUGAAACAACGCCUCCAGGAGACUCGGAGCCUAUGAUUCGGAGAAAUGACAGUGCAAUUAGAGAUGAAUAGAUACCUCCA